AUGAUCGGGCCAUCAUCAGGGACCACCGGCGAGGUCACCGACAGCCAGUGCUGCGCCUCCUCCAAGCGGAAGAUCAUCGACGACAUAGACAUCGAUGGCUCCAAGCGAAAGAUUUUCGACGAGCUGGAAGAAGAGAUGUCUAGCCUUUGCGAUGAGGUCCGCCAGCAGACGAGUCGCAAGCACUACCUCCAAGAGCUGGAGACGCCGAUGCAGCUGGCUACGUCGAAUGAGAUCAUCGCUGACGCAACGGCCCUUUUCUCACCGAUGUCCGACGCCCAGAAGGUCAUCGAAGAGUCGCAGGUGGCGCGUCUGGAAGUGUUGCUGGUGGAUGGCACCAAUUGCACCUGGACGACCGUGUCGGAGCUGGAGCAACAGCAGAAUCUGGACGUCCUCAUGACCUCGUCUUCCUUGUCGUCGUCGUCAUUGUCCUCUUCUUCCUCCUCGUCGACCACCUCGUCCAGAUGCGUCGAGCGUCAUCACGCGGAAACCUACGCCGUCGAAGAGCUUAAUUAUCAUCCGGCAACAUCGGUGAAUUACUGGGAACCGGUUGUCGGCCCCGUAAUCUCGCUUGCCAAUCUGAACGCUCAACAAAAUAAAGAAUCAACAAGCAGUAAUCAGCAACAACAACAACAGCAGCAGCAGCAGCAGCAACAACAGCAGCAAUUCGAGGAUCAGGAGAACGGGAAUUUGUCGUGGCUGCUGGAUUUCAAACUGGACUCGUUCAUCGAAUCCGCGGACGACAGAUCCGUCAUGGGACCUACUGCGGCAACGAAGAACAAUUAUUGUGGCAACAAGAAUAAACCAAACGGAAGGUCACACGGCUCCAAUUACGUCAACGACGUCAGAAGAGGACACGGCAGUCACGAAAAUUCGUUGGCGUAUCGACAGGAGGUGAAUCAGGCGAGUUAUCCUACCAACGGGAUCGACAGCCGAAAUUUCUCAUCAGCGCGAUCCAACGGCCCGAAGAAGCCGCCCUUCACCUAUACGGAAUUGAUAGAGCACGCACUGCAGGAGAAAGGCGAGCUCACCGUCUCCGCGAUUUAUCAGUGGAUUUCCGAGCAUUUUCCCUAUUACAAGAGUAACGAUGAUCGCUGGAAGAACUCCGUUCGGCACAACCUCUCGAUAAAUCCGCACUUUAGGAAGGGAUCGAAGGCGCCUCAUGGGGCGGGACAUCUUUGGGCGAUCGCGAAUCGUAACGAUUGUAGACCCCGUCCGUUGGUCAUUAACGACCUAGCAAAUGCUACAUCGACACGACAUGCAGCACAAAAUGAUAGCGAGGAAUCUCGGAGCAACAAAAUCAUCAGCGACAUCAUGGAUGAGGUGGAAGCUGCGACGGCGAGCAUCACGCAGCCCAAUUCCGAAGAGGACACUGAUGUUAUACUGAAUUCUGUGACGCUCGAGCAUUCCGCCGAGCAAAUACUUAAUGGCGUAAAACGCGAAGUGGAGGUGCAAUACUUGGUCCCUAUGAUGAUGAGCAACAACGAUCCUGAGACAAGUCAGCAGAACCAGCAGACAACGCAACAAGCAGAGGAGCUUCAAUGCCCCUACAAGGAGAGCGACUUCCUGAACCCGGUGUCCAAGGAGGUCGUCGCCGAGGAAUGCGGUCUCGUGAGCGAGGGAUACCUGGUAACGGAUCUGAAUCCGAAUACCCUAGGAUUGAACGUGAUCGAUUCUGAGAUCUUGGAAUCAGAGAAUUUGUUUGGCGAGGAACUCAGUUUCCAGUUUUACGAAUUGACAUCGCCGUCGCAGCUGCAAUCCGCCUGACACCCGGAGGGCGGCAACAAAGUACGUUUUAUUGUGAUUGACGAACUCCAGAUACAGAACGCGCCCAACGAUCAGCCGGUCCGCGACAUUACCGAAACCGAGGGAAGAGUCUCGGAACAAGAAAACUCACAGAGAAAAUCGCCUAUCGACGGCGAUCGGGGUAACGAGGACGGCACGAUAAUAAGAAGCUGAUCUCAUUCGAAAAAUUCUUAAAAUGAUGAUGAAACAUUCGAUCGUUAUAUUCGACGCGGCUGUUAGAAUAACUAGAAGCUUAACUGAAAUCAGUCAACUGAGAUAUGCUUAUUGGAAGGAUAACGAGUCGAGUACGGCACAAAUAUGAGAUUAUGUCUCUCAAAUGCAACGUAGUUCGGCGAUUUGAUAAUUGUGGCAAUCACUGAGACUCUAGCAUGACCGCCGGAGUGAGAUCCCGAAAUAACGACGUAACUACAUCGUCCAACGUGUGCCUGGUUAAGUGUCUUAAGAGGAGCGUCAUUUAUCAACUAUGCAUUAGAAUAAUUUCUUCUAGUCUUUUGCGAAACAGUGUGUAAUGUUUUUGUAUUAGUAAAAAAAAGUAUAAUAUUUACUAUU
Molecule: messenger RNA, 2352 nt
Organism: Solenopsis invicta (red fire ant)
Lineage: Eukaryota; Metazoa; Arthropoda; Insecta; Hymenoptera; Formicidae
Exons: 5
Coding region: 1-1764 (587 amino acids)
Biological process (GO): regulation of DNA-templated transcription
Cellular component (GO): nucleus
Molecular function (GO): DNA-binding transcription factor activity; cis-regulatory region sequence-specific DNA binding
Source: RefSeq, a predicted model, not a curated record